CAUCUUAACCAACAACGAGAACACGCGCAUUUUGUCCAGAUGACGCCAGUAACACGUUUUUAUGUUGUGUGGCAAGUGGAAGAAAAAGAAGUGGAAAUAAAAGGGGAGAACUACUAGGAGAGACCUCAGCAAGCAACGAUGGAAAAGAUAAAGAUUAACACUGUAAUGUCAUCCACCUCUAUGGUUAGUCUACUCCAGUCCAGCAGGUGGCGGUAAUGCACCAUAAGCUGACCUGUGAUAAACAGCAUAAGAAGAAAGACCGCUGCAAGAGUUGAUCACAUGAAGGUUUACAGUCCGUUAUCAUGGAUGCAGGGUCUGAAUCCAAACUUCAGCUGGUUCACAGACACAUACGAGCUUUUCCAGACUUUCCGAAGAAAGGCAUCCUGUUCAGAGACAUCUGUCCCAUCCUGAAGGAUCCCGCUGCUCUCACAGCAGUCAUCGACCUGUUUGAAGAACACGUGAAGAAGAAUCACAAGCGGGUUGAUCUGAUCGCAGGGUUAGAUGCUCGUGGUUUCCUCUUUGGGCCUCUGCUUGCCCAGCGGAUGGGUGUCGGAUUUGUCCUGAUCAGAAAGAAAGGCAAACUGCCUGGAGCCACUGUGUCUGUGGCAUAUGACUUGGAGUAUGGCAAGGCUGAGGCAGAGAUCCAGGCGGAUGCAGUUUCUCCAGGACAGAAGGUUCUGCUUAUUGAUGAUCUUCUGGCUACUGGGGGGACACUGUAUGCAGCCUGUGAGCUGAUGAGGCAGCAGCAGGCCGAGGUUCUGGGUUGCAUGGUAGUCAUCGAGCUCAAAGAGCUGAAUGGCAUCGACAGAGUGAAACCACAUAGUGUCUUCUCCCUGGUUCAGUACUGAGGACCACUGAAGCUGCUAUACUGGAAACGGGUCAAUCCUCAGUCCAAGAAAACAAGAACCCUUUCCAGCUCCCGCACACCUCUACACUUUUUGUCAUUUCAUUUUAGUUCGUGCUAAGGUAUAAAAUACUCUGGUUGCAUGGGCCAGAGCCUUACCCAGUAACAAGAGGACAGUGUCUUUAAAUGUCUUUAAAUGUCUCUGGAGUUUUCGGUUCUUUUCAUCUAAUCCAUGCUGGGAUCAGUCCUUGCUUCUUUGUGUGCUUAUAGGAUGGAUGGAUAGACUGAUAUUGGUCAGAAAGGCGUAACAGCUGACAAUGUCUUCUCUUUUGCAGUUUUUGUUCUACUAUACUUGAUGGCCUCCUCAUCUUUAUAUUUAAUAUCUUCAAGCAAUUCUCUACCUAACUGUAAAGAAUAGGAAUGUGCUUCUGUGUCUUGAGGUUUUGAAAGCCAUGCUAUGCUAACCAUGUGAGGCUACAACCAGCUGUAGCGUGCUGUGCUGGCUAAUGAACAACAGGCAUGGAUACUGGCUUUAUUUCAUGUAAAUGUUUACUUUGGACAGUUCAGAGUCUCAAAGUACUUAACAUUUGUAUACAUGCUUCUAUGAGGAGAAGCUCUUCAUGAUGCCUCUUUAACACACUUGCAGUGGAAAAAAGUCGUAGUGGAACUUUUCAGUUCAGUAAAAAAAACAAAUCAAAGUUAAAGCCAAGUAACAAAAACAUUCCAGUUUUUUGUGGUAUUGUUGACUGGAUUAGUCCUGUAGUACUGUUGGUUACAGUUUACCUGUAACCACUGCUCUCUUUUCUAAUGCUGGCUUCAUCAUGUCAUUGUAACAUAGUAAUAUAGGAAAUGACAUUCUUAGACUAACAUUGUGGCAGUUAUAAAAGCUAUACUUCAUCUACAGUACAGACAACAACACAACAGUAUCGCAUAAUUGUGAAGUGGAAAGAAAAUGAUACGUGGUGUUCAAGAUUUUUUAC
This is a messenger RNA of Monopterus albus (swamp eel), 1824 nucleotides long. It is a transcript of the gene aprt, whose product is annotated as adenine phosphoribosyltransferase. Gene Ontology annotation, molecular function: adenine phosphoribosyltransferase activity; adenine binding; AMP binding. The record is from RefSeq and is a predicted model, not a curated record. Gene Ontology annotation, cellular component: cytoplasm. Bases 303 to 848 code for a protein of 181 amino acids. The transcript is spliced from 5 exons. NCBI's taxonomy places the organism in Eukaryota, Metazoa, Chordata, Actinopteri, Synbranchiformes, Synbranchidae. Gene Ontology annotation, biological process: adenine salvage; AMP salvage.